GGAACAGUGGCUGCAAGAGGUGGUAAAGCAAGGGUGAAGGACAGAGGUGAUCCCAAAGGAACAUGGACGUUAACAGUGCUUUCAGAGUGUUUUGGAAAUCAAGGCAAUUGUAUACGAGAAAACCGACAAAUGUAUCAGUUGAGGAAGUUCCACUUACAUGGAAAAGAAAGCAUUUUAAAAGGAAGAAGAAGAGACCAUCAAAAGACUUUGAAAAACACGAAGUGCAGGUCUAUAAUGAGAUGAUCACAUUUCCUUGUUCCAUAUGCAAGCAUGAAAUAGACCUACCUGGAAGUUUCCUCCAUAAAAAGCAGCAUGCAGCUCUGGCCACACUGGGCUUUCAGUGGAUGGGUGGGAAAAAACCAGGGCUGUCCGCGAUUGCUGAGCAGAGACAGUCCAUCAUUGCUAAACUAUUGUCAUCUUCUGCGUUCACUGAAAAAGUCUUACAGAGCAUUAAUAAUGCUUUUGAGCUACUCUGGAAUAAACAAAUACCAGCAUACUAUAAGAUUAUUGAUAACAUUCACAAAAGUUCCAUAUAUCCUCAAAAAUUCUGUCAUCUAUUAAUUAAAGGAGCAGCCAUUUGUGAAGACAGGAAUUCUGCAUGGAGAGCUGACAUGAAUGAUAAAUUCACUGUCGUGAAUAAUUUUGGCAACAAACCCAAUGUGUGUUUUUUCAGUUUGUUUGACGGACACCAUGGUGCCUCGGCGGCAGACUUGACAUCAAUGGAACUCCCAGUUUUACUUCUCCAUCAACUUUCCAGACUUGAUCCUUCCUACCAAAUGACCCCUGGAGAGCAAAAAGUAAUCAAGUCUUUCCACACAGUGUUUAGAGAAGAUUACAGAGCUAUAGAAGACUCCUUCUCCUCCAUAAAGAAAAGGACGAAAACACUGAAAAAUGAGUAUGAGAACAUACACAAAGCUUUUGCAAAAGCAUUUUGGAGAAUGGAUAGGCUUUUACGUCUUGGAAGGAAAGAAGUGUCCAGGGUUCAAUGGAGUGGCUGCUCCGCAGUUACUUGCAUCUUGGAAGGCAACAUUAUCAGUCCCGAAGCUAAGACAACUUGGAGAAGAUUCAAUGACCGUGAUGCUUUGGCACACAGGUUCCCUUUCCAGGCGAUGCCAAAGAUAAUUUCUGGAGUGCUACAUAUUGCAAACACUGGUAAUGUGCAAGCAGUCCUAUGCAGAAAUGGGAAAGGCUUUUGCCUAACCAAAGAACACACCACACGAAACACAGAUGAAAGAAGAAGAGUACUUCAGAAUGGAGCAAUCAUUAGUUCAAAUGAACCAUACGGGCUCCUACAAGGGCAAAUAAAAACCACACGAGGACUUGGAUUUCAUGGAAACCUCAAACUGAAAAAAUUCAUUAUUCCAGCACCUCAGACUAUUUCUGUGCCUAUAGAUGACUUAUGUCAAUUCCUUAUCUUAGCUACUAAUGGACUCUGGGAAGUUUUGGAUACAAAGGAAGUCACUGCACUGACAAUGACAGCUUUUCAAGUACAUAAAGAAACACAGAGUUCUAUCACAGGAAACAAACUGUCACCAUUCAAAGGGAGACUUUUCCCAAUUGAUGAACAAAGCACAUCUAAAUCAGAAACUAACAUCCACAUAGUGUUUCAGUGCAAAUCUAAAGAAUGUGCGUCAACUAUAAAUGCAAAAGAAAAUUUGUCAGGUGCAAAACAUUCUAUUUGUAACCCUGAAAAUACAGGAACAUUUCCACCCAAAAUUACUAAUCAUGAUCCUUGCAGUGAGAGAGGAACUGAUGGACUGACCAGUGUAGAUGGUGUGCCAAAAGAUUCUAGUGAAAAAGAAUCAUGCGUUAAGAGUUUCUAUGAAGGUGCUGCUGAGUAUAUUAGCCGUGAACUUGUAAAUGCUGCUUUAGCAGCUGGCUCCAGAGACAACAUUACAGUUAUGGUAAUACUUUUCAAUGGAAGUGAAUAUCAGUUUCUGACAUAA
This is a messenger RNA of Hippopotamus amphibius kiboko, 1946 nucleotides long. RefSeq names its product protein phosphatase 2C like domain containing 1 (gene PP2D1). NCBI's taxonomy places the organism in Eukaryota, Metazoa, Chordata, Mammalia, Artiodactyla, Hippopotamidae. The transcript has 3 exons. The record is from RefSeq and is a predicted model, not a curated record. Gene Ontology annotation, biological process: protein dephosphorylation. Gene Ontology annotation, molecular function: protein serine/threonine phosphatase activity. The coding region runs from base 63 to 1946 and encodes 627 amino acids.